CUUACUAUAUCAUGGAGUCGACAAAGAGACAAUCAUUCUUAACAAAGUUCAAAGCAUAUUAUCCUAAAGCAUUUGUUAAUCAAUAAAUUAGAAUGCAAUGUAAUCCAAAUCAUUAUUAUCUUACUCUGAUACAUUUACAAAGUAAUAACUAACUAACAUAAUAAUCUUGUUAACAAUCGAAACAAUGAAAGAGUGAAGGGAGAGUUGCGAAAAAAGAAUUAAGUUUUGAUUUGGGUACCCACCUAAUUACAUUUGUACUAAAUAUUUUCUUGAGUUACCCUAACUAUUAUAGAUAGGCUACAAUUUAAUCAAUGUAUUUUUUAUAUGUGAAGAAAUUAUCUUAGUGGGGCGGGUAUGGGUAUGGGCGUGGGGCGGGGCAGGGGAGGCUAAAACCAUACCCGCCCCAUACCCAUCAAACGUUUUUGCGAGUUUUCACCAUACCCGAUCAAAGCGGGGAUUCCCUUCAUUGACUAGAUCGUAGGCGGGCGGAUACCCGCGAUUAUGGGUUUGAUUGCCAUUCCUAGCCGCAACAAAGAUGUACGGUGGUUGUGUGGGUCAUUAGUAUGUCCGCAUCAGAUAGCCCAGCCCAGGAAUCAAGAUGGGCCGGGCCGGGCCGGUGCUGCGGGAUGUAAGAAGUCCGUAGGAAGGAAAGAAAGGGUCUCCUUCGUUUCGUCUUGUUUUCCUCUGGAGCUGGGAUACGCCCUACAGAGUCUCUCUGUGAUUAGUUGCCACCGGCGGCGGAGACGGGCAGCGACCGUGCGCGUUACUGAGAUGACGUCGUAGCCAUCGUCCGUUUCGCAAUACAAGAACCUAGAAAGUUCCCGGCGCUGAACUGAAACAUGGAGCAGUCCCCUCCUCCUACUUCUCAGCAAACUCAAUCCGCAGAUGCAGCGGCGUCCUCGUCCGACGAGGAGAUAGACUACAGCGUGAAGCCGGAGUUCUACGACCCGAAGCUCGACGAGAGGGAUGAAGCUUGGGUCGGGAAACAGAGACGAGGCAACCGCCGUUCCGACGCCGUUCUGAGCUGCCCUGCCUGUUUCACCACCGUCUCCCUCCAAUCCCAGAGGCACGAAAGGUACGUGACACAGUAUAGAGCCGUAGCUGUUAUGAACUGCAAUGUCGAGAGUCGAGGCGAUCAGAUGGCAGUGGAUGGAACAGAAGAAGGAGGAGGAAGCGGUAGAAGAAGCAGCGAAGGAAGCAAUUCAAGUUCAGUGGACCGAGUUCGGUGCUCGGUUUGUGAUACACAGGUUGGGGUGAGGGACGAGGAGGAGGUGUACCACUUCUUCAACGUCAUCCCAAGUGAAACUUAGGGAAGACGACGACUACUCUUGGCCAAUUCGUUUGAACGAGAAAACAUCAUUCUGAACAAGUUUGUUAAGAUUUCCCUCUUUUCUUUCAUUUGGCUUUGAGUUGUCCUCCAUGACUUUACUUGGCUCUGGAGGAAUGUUGAUUCCCGCUGAUGAAAUUACUGGUAUUGCUAAUCCGGAAACCAGAAACUGCUUCUGUGGUCAUUUUAGAAAUGUGUUUUGAUCUUGAUUUUGCAUCUGAUUAGAUUAUUUACGCAGACGUAUGUGUAAAAGAAAUACGCAGGACGUGA
This is a messenger RNA of Linum trigynum, 1597 nucleotides long. The record is from the annotation of a GenBank genome assembly. Lineage: Eukaryota; Viridiplantae; Streptophyta; Magnoliopsida; Malpighiales; Linaceae.